CCGGAAGGGACGGUUUGAAAUCCUUUUUUGUUGUCGUUUUUCAUUUAGCUGGUUAACGUUAGCUGUAUAUUUGUGUUGUUCAGUCAUUUUUUGUUUGCACAAUUAGCCGCACAGAAUUGAGAAACCCUGAAAAAUGCUGUCUUUAGACUUUCUCGAUGAUGUACGGCGGAUGAAUAAGCGGCAGCUCUACUACCAGGUCCUGAAUUUCGGCAUGAUCGUAUCCUCAGCUUUGAUGAUUUGGAAAGGCCUUAUGGUUGUGACUGGCAGCGAGAGUCCAAUUGUGGUAGUUCUCAGUGGGAGUAUGGAACCAGCUUUUCACCGGGGAGACCUCCUCUUCCUAACCAACAGAGUGGAAGAUCCCAUCAGAGUUGGAGAAAUUGUGGUCUUCAGGAUAGAGGGACGAGAGAUUCCAAUAGUCCACAGAGUCCUCAAAAUUCACGAGAAAGAAAACGGAGACAUUAAGUUUUUGACCAAAGGAGACAACAAUGCAGUGGACGACCGGGGCUUGUACAAGCAGGGUCAGCAUUGGCUGGAGAAGAAGGACGUGGUCGGCAGGGCGCGAGGGUUUGUGCCAUACAUAGGAAUUGUUACGAUUCUCAUGAAUGACUACCCAAAAUUCAAGUACGCUGUUCUGUUCCUGCUGGGACUGUUCGUGUUGGUCCAUCGGGAGUGAAGGCUUUGCCUGAAUUAUUUGCAGACGGUUCCUUGUUUCAGCUGUGACUUUGUUAAAAGUGUGACUCUUGCUCCUGUGCCUGAGGAUGGAGGGACAGGGGGGGGGUCAUUUUUAAAGCACCAAUUUUUCUAUGCUCCCUGCCAGGCAGUGAUGUGUUCCACAAAAGCCAAGUUUAAAACCGGGGUUGCUACCUUAUCAGGGAAUGAGACUUUGGUUACAAUAAAAAGGGUUCUGGAAUUCUCACAAAUAUUCCGCUUCUUUCAUAUUCUUUUGCUAAAGUUGCAGUUUUUUUUUUGCCUUCAUUUUUUAAAGCUUUUUAAAAAAUGUGACACUGCCUACCACCCUAUUCAUAUUAUUUUUCAUGUGUUUUAAAAGUGACUAUAAAUAUCUAUAAAAAACUGAACCAGUUGAGCUGCAUAAUGCUUCAAAGGACAAAGCUUAUAUAAAGCUAUCCCAGACAGUGCUGGUGUUACUAAACAAUCAGCAGUUUGUAGCCUCUUGGGGGAGAGGCUGCAUAUGAUGCUGUGAAUUAUGGUAACUUGUUCCAUUUGCUGUUUACAAACUGCAACUCCAUUUGCUUCAGUGGAAACAAUAAGGGUCAAAGCAUAUUAAAUAUAUUCAGCAACAUCCUUGUGUGUACACACAAUUGUUGACUGAGAAUUAUUGUGUUGGAAUACUUUGUCCUGUUCAGAAUGUCUGGAAUGUUCUCUUGAUGUUACAAGUGACAGAGAUGAAAUAAAUGAUCUAUGA
Megalops cyprinoides (Indo-Pacific tarpon) is the source of this 1423-nucleotide messenger RNA. RefSeq names its product signal peptidase complex catalytic subunit SEC11A. Lineage: Eukaryota; Metazoa; Chordata; Actinopteri; Elopiformes; Megalopidae. Gene Ontology annotation, molecular function: serine-type endopeptidase activity. The record is from RefSeq and is a predicted model, not a curated record. The transcript has 6 exons. Bases 134 to 673 code for a protein of 179 amino acids. Gene Ontology annotation, cellular component: membrane; signal peptidase complex.